Ilex paraguariensis (yerba mate) is the source of this 244-nucleotide messenger RNA. NCBI's taxonomy places the organism in Eukaryota, Viridiplantae, Streptophyta, Magnoliopsida, Aquifoliales, Aquifoliaceae. The record is from the annotation of a GenBank genome assembly.
CCCCAUAUCCAUGAAGCAUCACUGAUCGGAGUGCUUAGUGAUGAGCUUGAUGAAAUCAAGCAGGAGUUUAUGAGCAUGAGAUAUUUUCUACUAGAUGUUGAUAAAAAGGGGGUCCUCACUCAAGGAGAGAACAUAUGGGUGGGUAACAUAAGAGAUCUAGCUAACGAGGUUGAAGGUGCCAUAGAUGAGUUCAUGUAUCACAAGGCUUCUUUAUCAGACAAUUCGCCUUCCAAAGAAUCUAUGG